UCUAAAUGUUGUCAGUGUUGUGGGUGGGGUUAUAUUUUGUGGUUAUGCAACCAUAAAGCUGACGGUUUACGUAACCAAAAAUAAAUCGUAUGUCAAAAAUAAAGUUCGGUGUAGAAUAAUACUGCUGUCGAACAAUAUGAUGAUGAGAGGAAAACUUUUGUUAUACAAGGCAUUACGAUUCAGUGGAGUGCGGCUGUAUUCUUCAAAGUCCAGGCCAGCAAUAAGAGGCAGAACUCCUUGUUCAAAUCAUGCUUGCUGUAGCAAUAUUUUAAGGGAAAAUUACUGUAGCAAUAUAUUAAGAGAAGAUGACAGCAUUUUAAAGAGAGAUUACUCAACCCCCAAAAAAGAAGAAUUCAUCAAAAAUGUUGGAUUUUUUACCAGAUUUAAAGAAAAUUUAGGAUUUAAAGGCACAUUGAGAUAUUAUCCAAUGACAUUAAAGUAUAGUGGUUUUCGACUGUAUCUAUCAGCAGCUGAAGCAUCACGAUAUAACAAUAUCUAUGAUUAUAUAGAUCUUCCUGAUACGAUGGCAUCCUGGCAUAAAUUGACAUGUCUGCAUGUUUGGUUGAUAAUGGUACGGGUAUCAACAGAAGGACGUGAGGGUAGAAUUUUACGUGAUCAAGUCAUAGAAAAUCUCAUUACAGAUACUAAAGCUAAGGCUAGGAUGCUAGGGAAAGAAUUAGAUAUCAGAGUACAAGCUGGUGACCUAGAUUUAUUACAUACAGAAUUCUUGGCAGCAUUAGGAAACUAUGAUGAGGGCUUGUUGUUAGAUGACAAAGUUUUAGCUGCAUCCCUCUGGAGAUCAUUAUUCACUUUUAGACAAGAUAUAGACCCCAGACACCUUGAGAUUAUGGUACAAUAUGUACGGAAACAGGUGCAGUUUUUACAGAAGAUGCAAAGCAAAUUUAUAUUAGCAAAUGGACUAAUUCCUUUCCUGCCUAUAGAAGGAGACAUAGUGCCUCAAUCAACAAAAGACAGACUGAAAUCUCUUAGUGAAGCUAAAUUACAACAUUAUACAACCAGAGGUUAAAUUUUUCAUGCUGAUGAUCUCACUUCACACUUUGUUUUUCUACAGUUGAAGGUUCAGUAUUACGUCCUGAGAAUUGACUGGUUGUUGUUUUGAACAAAAUCAAGUUUACGAGGUAGAUGCUAUUUAUAUAUAGAUAAGAGUAUUACUCAGAAAGAGUUAUCAAUUUUGAUAUUGUUAAAACAGCUUGGUAUAUUGUAAAACAUGAAAUCUUUAAUAUCAUGAUCAUUGUAAAUGAGCAAUUGAAAAGGAAAAAAAUAUCUCCAAAAAAUCAUGUAAUCCAGAUAUAACAUUCUCAUCCUCUAUGAUGGCACAUGUAAUUUAAUGAACAUUUGACUAAAUCUACAUUAAAUGUUUGAGAAUGAAAGUUGGGACACAGUCAAAUUUUGAAGAGGAAGUGGCACCGACUAAGAUGAAUUUGACACAGUCUAUAAUUUUGAUAAGUUUAUGGAUAGACUUUUGUUGAAGGUUAGAUAGAAACAAAGUGUAGUGUAGUAAGUACCAGAGAAAUAUUGAAAUACUUUUAAAUGAAACCCCCUAAUCUGUGAUAAACAUUUGCCACUUGAUUUGAGCCGAGCCAGACCUAACCCUCAUACAGUCGGACAGGCUCUAUAUUAUUGGAUGAUCUUGAGUUUCCAUCUUGAUAUCCCAAAAUUAAUAACCAACAGUUGAGGCAUCACUGUCCUUCAUUCAGGUACAUGAUUCUUUAUUUGAAAUAUCUUUGAAACAAAGAAUGGUUUUAAUUUGUUAAUUUAAAUAUAUAUAAAGUGGUCAUUAGAAAGCACAAAAGGGGAAGUUUCAUUGUUUGUCAAUUUUGUUUAACAUAAGUUAUUUUCCCUUUUUAGUAUAAAAAAAUGGCCUGAAAUUAAAAAUUACUUUAAAAAUUUUAUAAACAAGUACAAGUAUAAAUCUUUUAGCAAGUUAACAACUACAACUCUUACUUGUGCUUUGAUUUAGUAAAGCCGCUUUAUUAAUUUCACUGUUUUUAUUGUUUGUUUUGUUUUACCAAUUUUUCACAAUCAUUGUUAAAUAUUUAUUUUUCAAACCUGACUCAACUAGUCAAAAUAUUUGGACAGAGAUUAUUUCAUUUCAUAUUUCUUUUUUUUUUUUACCUAAAUGUAAAUGGACAAAUGAAUUGCAUCCAGUGAUAGAUCAAGGUUUAUCUGUGAAAAGAAAUUGUAACAGUUGUUGUCAAGAAACAAGCAAAUGACUUGAUAUCAAACUUGAUAUAUUGUCCUCUCAUAUUCACGCAAAAUAUUCAGUUUAUUUGUAGGCAUUAUUUGGAGACUUAUUUACUGACUGUCUUGAACUACCUCUUUCUUUUAUCAAUUUUCAGAAAUUGUAAAUUACUGUUAUAAUCAAUUUUUUGAAAAUUGAAUCACUUAUAGGAUCAGUAAAAGCAAUUAACAUAGGAAAGCAAAUCACAGUAUCAGAUUUUGAGAAAAGCUAAAAACACCAUGAACACACAAGUUUUUGGUAUAUGCAUCAGUGUAUGAGAAAAGUUAAAGAAGAAGGGAAGAGAUUGAUUGUGUGUUCAAUUCCAAAUAUGAGGAGUAUUAUAUUGUAUAAAUGAGCCGCGUCAUGACAAAACCAACAUAAUGGGUUUGCGACCAGCAUGGAUCCAGACCAGCCUGCACAUCCGUGCAAUCUGAUCAGGAUCCAUGCUGUUCGCUAUCAGUUUCUCUACUUGUUAUAGGGUUUGUAAGCAAACAGCAUGGAUCAUGAUCAGACUGCGCGGAGGCGCAGGCUGGUCUGGAUCCAUGCUGGUAGCAAACGCAUUAUGUUGGUUUUGUCGUGAUGCAGCUCAAAUAUUCAUUGAUGAAAUAUUUUGUUUAUAUAUUUAUUGCACGGAAUAAUUAUUUUUCCAUGCUUGCAUUUAUCAAUGAGCAGUUUUCAAUAAA
Molecule: messenger RNA, 2925 nt
Organism: Ruditapes philippinarum (Manila clam)
Lineage: Eukaryota; Metazoa; Mollusca; Bivalvia; Venerida; Veneridae
Product: ubiquinol-cytochrome-c reductase complex assembly factor 1-like
Exons: 9
Coding region: 137-1027 (296 amino acids)
Biological process (GO): mitochondrial respiratory chain complex III assembly
Cellular component (GO): mitochondrion
Source: RefSeq, a predicted model, not a curated record